AUGUCGUCGGCCAUCAACGACGACGAGCUCUCUAUUUCCCUCCCACAGACUAAUUCCAGCCGCUCAAGACCGUCCCUUCCUAGUGUCGUCUCUCCUCCCGCACGCUCCAGCUUGAGUCAGACCCCGAUGGCAGAGUCUCCAGGCACUGCCCGCGCCGCGCAACGACUCCAUCAGUACGCUUUUGUCCGUAAUAUCGGCGAAGGAUCGUUUGGAAAAGUCAAGCUUGCUAGACACAAGGUCACCGGUCAAGAGGUUGCAAUGAAGACUAUCAGUCGACGCAAAUUGAUCAGUCGAGACAUGGCAGGCCGGAUAGAGCGGGAGAUCCAAUAUUUGCAACUCCUGCGUCACCCACACAUUAUCAAGCUCUACACCGUCAUCACCACCAAGACAGACAUAUACAUGGUGCUGGAAUAUGUUCCUAUGGAGCUUUUCGACUACAUCGUAAAGCAUGGUCGGCUUGGAGAAGCCAAGGCACGGAAGUUGUUUCAACAGAUCAUCUGCGCCGUCGAGUAUUGUCAUCGCCACAAAAUCGUCCAUCGAGAUCUUAAACCGGAAAAUCUCCUCCUUGACAAGAACAUGAAUGUCAAGAUCGCCGACUUUGGCCUCAGCAACAUUAUGACAGACGGCAAUUUCUUGAAGACGAGCUGUGGAAGCCCAAACUAUGCUGCGCCCGAAGUUAUUGGCGGAAGGCUCUAUGCUGGCCCGGAAGUCGAUGUUUGGAGUUGCGGCGUGAUCCUCUACGUCUUUCUUGUCGGAAGGCUUCCAUUUGACGACGAGUUCAUCCCUGCACUGUUCAAGAAGAUUCAGGCCGGCACCUUUCACAUUCCAUCACAGACUCCGCCGGGCGCGGUAAACUUGAUCAAGCGAUGUUUGCAAGUACAUCCCGUUCAUCGCAUCACCAUUCCCGAAAUCCGGCAAGAUGAAUGGUUCAUGAAAGAUCUCCCUGCUUAUUUGGUUGACCCCGUUGAGGAGUUUCUAGAUACUGGUGUCGACCCAACCAAAGCCAUCGACCCUCGCCAGCUGGCCCCUGGAAAGCCACUCGAUGUGGUUGAGAAAAUUCAUGAGCAGGUAGUUGGCAAGCUUGGGCGUACGAUGGGUUACGCAAAGGAGGAUGUCAAGGAUGCUCUGAGCAAAGACGAGCCAAGUGCGAUCAAAGAUGCGUAUCUCAUAGUCAGAGAGAACCAGUUGAUGAUCAGCACUCCUCAAUACCGCACAGACAACCCAGAACUGGAGUCAUUUAUGGCUUCCUCACCUCCUGUCGAACCGAAUUAUCCCAACUUCCCCGGAUCGCCACGCCGCUUCCAGGAUAAUGAUGUCAAGCCUCUCACUCCAAGCCGCACAGACGCCCACCGAGCCAGUCGAUCGUUAUCUGAAACUCCAUCUUCGCUGAGAGAAGAGGAGAAGCCUAGGAUCUCGAAUGUUCGGGUGCUGAACACGUCACUGCCUCACGUCCAUGAAGAACUCCUUCAGAUUCGUGAAAAGGCCAAGGCUCGCGGCGAAGACCCGGACAUGAUUCUUCAUCCGACACAAAAUCAAGAUCAGAAGGAUGAAGCCGAAAGUCCCAUCCCCGAGGAAAUUAAGGAUGAACACGGGAAUCCCAUUUAUCGAUCCAAAGAGGAACAAGAGGCCACGUCAAGAGCGUUAAAACCACACUCGCGAUCUGUGACAGUUUUGAAUUCCUUGCGAGACCUCAAAACUCGGCCCGAAGGUAUGACGACGCUACCAACCGAUGAAAACCGCCCACCAGCCUCGAAAACAAAGCCCAGACGGUGGCAAUUUGGGAUCCGCAGUCGAAACCAACCCUGGGAGGCCAUGAAGUGCUUGUAUGCCGCUCUCAUGGCUCAAGGUGCUGAGUGGGAAGUCAAUCCGUGGCUGCGACCGGAGUCGAUGCCAGACGGCGAGGACGAGAAGGAUGGCAUUCCACCGCCUCCGCCAGAACUAGAGCCCGGCCAACGUCAUGAGAUUAUGCAACAGCGGUUUUCAUUCGUCGACGACGACUACUACAUACCAAGAGACCCAUACAAUAUUCGUGCGAGAAUCCUAAAGAAGGGAUUGCUGAUGCCCGGUGAAGCACCAUCGCUGUCCGCUCACAGUUCGGCGGUCAGUCUGCCGGCAGAAGCACAGAACCAGCUCAAGAAACAUAUCGAGCAGCUGGGAUACGCCUCAGAGGAUGUCAAACAAGUGCUCGGCAUGAACUCUCCCAACGGAGGCCAAUCAUAUGCAAAGACACCAGCAAGUAGCGGACACACCACGAGACAGAAUACUGGAGGCGAGCCGGCCGGCCAUAGCUUGGAUGCUUUUACUGGCCCAGGACAAGUGUCCAUGAGCAGACCUGACAGUCUCUCUGCGCUCAACAAGAAGAUCCCAAGCGAGCAUAUUGGAGUUUGGGUGUUCAUUGACAUUCAACUGUACACCAUAGAGCAAGGGACGUUUGUUGUGGAUUUCAAAUGCGAUGGAUACCAGAAUGUCAUUUGGCAUGACGCGAAGAAGGAGCGCGAGAAGAACAAGACACCUACCAGCAGCAGCACAGUCACCAGUCCGACGAACAGCAGACCCACCAGUGGUUUUGGAGACAUCAGUCACACGAGCUCUGAUCGGCUCGAUGAAGAGGGUGCAGAAGGCUACUGGAAACCGGUCAGCAAGCGCUAUAAGAACGUGGAAAAGGAGAUCUCCAGCCCUUAUCCUUACCUCGAUGUGGCCAGUGACUUGGUGGCUCAACUAGUAAGUCUGAGUGCUAAGGCUGCGCAACGGUCCUGA
This is a messenger RNA of Cladophialophora psammophila CBS 110553, 2757 nucleotides long. Its product is annotated as CAMK/CAMKL/AMPK protein kinase. The record is from RefSeq and is a predicted model, not a curated record. Gene Ontology annotation, biological process: intracellular signal transduction; protein phosphorylation. Gene Ontology annotation, molecular function: ATP binding; protein serine/threonine kinase activity. The transcript has a single exon. NCBI's taxonomy places the organism in Eukaryota, Fungi, Ascomycota, Eurotiomycetes, Chaetothyriales, Herpotrichiellaceae. Gene Ontology annotation, cellular component: cytoplasm. Bases 1 to 2757 code for a protein of 918 amino acids.